This is a messenger RNA of Magnolia sinica, 559 nucleotides long. RefSeq lists its product as uncharacterized. Gene Ontology annotation, molecular function: DNA-directed DNA polymerase activity. Gene Ontology annotation, cellular component: delta DNA polymerase complex. NCBI's taxonomy places the organism in Eukaryota, Viridiplantae, Streptophyta, Magnoliopsida, Magnoliales, Magnoliaceae. Gene Ontology annotation, biological process: DNA-templated DNA replication; DNA synthesis involved in DNA repair. The record is from RefSeq and is a predicted model, not a curated record. The transcript has 2 exons. The coding region runs from base 63 to 419 and encodes 118 amino acids.
UGUCCCCAAACGCAAUCAAAAUUUGAAAUUAGAGAGAGAGAGAGAGAGAGAGAGAGAGAGAGAUGGCUUCUGGAGAUAUCAAGGGUUUCUACAGGCAGAGGAAGAGCGGGAAAGCAUCAGCGAGCAAGAAAUCAUCAAGAUCGAAGGCCGCCAAAGCAGGCGUGAGCUUGGGUUCGGACCCAGUUCAGUCACCGGCCCUCGUCUCUCACUCCUUCGAUCUUCAAGGUGAUUAUGACAAGCACGAGGAGGUAUUGCGACAGUUUGACAUGAACAUGGCUUAUGGGCCAUGCCUUGGACUUAGUAGAAUGGAACGAUGGGAGCGUGCUAACAAUCUUGGCUUGAACCCCCCAAAAGAUGUGGAAAGUCUGUUGAAAGGAGGUAACGUGGCGGUGGUGUGCCUGUGGGAUGGCCGCAUUUAGUCAAAAAAAAAAAAAGGAAGAAGAAGAAGAAAAAGUCUAGAGAAGUCUGUUUCUAAUGAAGGUACAGUUACCUGCUGUACUGUUGGGAUUAACCUUUGUAUAACGUUUUCUGGAUUAUAGUAGGCUUUUGUUGUUGCUUU